Molecule: messenger RNA, 3330 nt
Organism: Grosmannia clavigera kw1407
Lineage: Eukaryota; Fungi; Ascomycota; Sordariomycetes; Ophiostomatales; Ophiostomataceae
Product: c2h2 finger domain containing protein
Exons: 3
Coding region: 1-3330 (1109 amino acids)
Biological process (GO): regulation of DNA-templated transcription
Molecular function (GO): zinc ion binding; RNA polymerase II cis-regulatory region sequence-specific DNA binding; DNA-binding transcription factor activity, RNA polymerase II-specific
Source: RefSeq, a predicted model, not a curated record
AUGGACCUGCCGAUCGACCCAAGAGGCGGCCCUCUGCAGGUGGCCAUGGCGCUGCAGCUCUCGGGCCAGGAAGGGCCAGUGCCGCCCGAACUUCCCUUUUACUUCCCCGGCGACGAUGAAGCACAGGUGGGAGGAGCCCAGACGGCUGCCCUGACGCUGUCGUCGGGCCACGCAAUGGUCCCGGUUAGCGACGACGAGGCCUUCAAUUGCUGGCCGCAGGACGCGAUGGAUCUCGAUUACGACACUGAGCUGGCGUCGUGGUCUGCUACCACGCUCAUGUCGGAUGCUGCUGAGCCCAUGUUCAAGAACCCCCCUGUGUCUGCCAGCUUUGUCGAGCUGAACACGCCAGCGACCGCAACUCUCGCACGACACGUCCCAGGCCCGGACGACCUGCUGUUCCCCGAUGACGAGACGGUGACUGUGGUCUGCGGAAAUGAGGCAGCGGGAGAGAUGCAGCAGGCCGGUGUCGUAUCCACAGAAGGCAUUGUUCGCCCACAACAGCAACAUCAGCAACAACAGCAGCAACAGCAACAGCAACAACAGCCGGCUCUGCUUGAUCUCAACGACCCAGCCACGCUUGAUCUCUACGACGAGAUGCUGCUCUUCUCUCGUGGCGGCAGCGGCAAAGCGACGGAAUCUCAGCUCGCGUUCAGCGAGUGUGACGCCGCCAAGGAGACCAUCCUGCGUCGGCUGGCCAUGAAGCUGAAGCUCAGCUACAGCUACAAUCCAGUUCAACGCCGUGCUUGCAUCUGGAAGCCACUGGCCGCGGCCGCUGCCACGCCAAACAAGCGCGCACAUCCAACGGAACGGCGACACACAUUGGCCAACCCGUUGACCAACUCGUUGACUGGCUCGUUGACUGGCUCAUUAACCAGUCCGCUGACUAAUCCGCUGACCAACCCGCUAAUCAACCCGCUCAUCUUUACGUCGCCGCCAACACCACAGGCCUCAUACACGGCCCUCGAGGAAGACGACAGCACCGAUAGUCCGACUCUGGGCGACCGUCUGUCCAGCAGCUGGAGCAUCUUUCACUCGGGCAUCUCGUCGCGGCGACCACGCGGCCGUCGCGGCCCGCUGAGCGCCAAGAGCCGUAAGGACAUCAAGGACCUCGAGUGGGCCGGUGGCGCGUGUUGGCGCUGCAAGAUCCUCCGCCGCAAGUGCGAUCCCGGCGUACCCUGCAAGAACUGCCCGGCUCCGGACUUGCGCGAAGACGCGCCGCCCUGGCCGCUGAUCGGCUGUCGGCGUGGCAGUCUGCGUGAUGCCAUGCCGCCACAGGCCUUGUGCACCAGUUCGCGGGCCUUGCUGUCGUCGGAUGGAGACCGGUCUUCACGUCGGCUCUCGGCCGUGCUUGAAUCGGACCAGCCCCAGCCGGACGUGGUGUCACAGUGCUUCCACGAGGCCGAGGCCCAGUGUCUGUUCGACAACAAGCUCGUGCUGGAAAACCCGUCCAUGUACCUGCGGGCUCACGGCAAGUCUGAGGCGGCCCAGCACUUUUCACAGGCUAUCCGCAACGGGCGGUACCGUGCCAACGAGUCUCUGCAGGCGCACUGUCACGUGCAUGAGCGCACAACCACGUACUCGGAGCUGAUUGCUCGCAUUGCCUGGGACCUGGCUGACAAUGGCGAGAGUCUGUACGUCCUCGAGAUCGAAUCGGUAGACGGCUUCAUGCUGAUGCUGGAGACGGCCUGCGUGUAUGAAGUCGAGGUGGGAAAUUCUCCAAUGGUGGCGUUGUCGAUCGUCUGUCUGCGCUGCUGCAUGGAUGCCCUACGGCUGAGCGCGGCCAACCUGCUGAGCCGCCAGCUGCAUGGAGGCUGCCAGAAGGACCGAUGCAGCAUCGACUGCCUGCGCGAGCUGGCCCUGUGCAUUGAGACGUACAUUGAGGAGCUGUCGCUGCUGAUGUUCCGCAAGGUUAAUCUGCGUGAUCGCCGCUGGUGGCUGUCGACCUUUUACAGCCUCUGCAUCCAGGCGUAUGUGCGGCGCGCCCUGCUAGCCAUCGAGCAGCAGCAGCUGUUUCCCGGGAUGGACGAUGUCGACGUCGAUGUGCUGUACAGUAGCCAGUACCUGCAUCUGGUCACCGUGCUCUUCAUCGCCGUGUCCUUUCAGUAUGACCCGCUCGUGGCCGGCAACGGCGGCCUGCGUCUGCAGCAGGCCCUGCUGGCCGAGGAGGACGGUCCGGGCUGGAUAGCCAGCUCAAACACCACUUCCAACACAGCAUUGACGUCGUCGAGCGUGCCGGAACGCUAUUUCGCCGUCGGCCGAACUGCCUGCGUCGUUGAUCAAUGGCUGGACGAGGGCAUCAAGUCGUCGUACCAGUUCCUCACCCGGCUGCUCAACAUCGGCUCGCUCGACUUUGACAUGGGCCAUACUGGUGGAAAUAUCAACAACACGGCCGUGACCAUGACCACCUGUCGGAGCAGCAGCCGAUGCGACAACAUCAUUCUUGAGGAAGGCAUGGAUGCCGUCCUGCCGCUUCGUCGGCCGCAGCACAAACCCGACCAUGCCUCUUCCUUUUCCGGCUACUCCACGCCCAACUCGUCGUCCACGAGCUUUGCCAGUUCGCUGUCGGCGUCGCGGUCCAACGGAAUCACGAGCCCGCCGUCGUCCUGUGGUCCGCUCUCGUCCGCCUCGUCGCCCCGGACCUCCCUCUUCAUGUCGGACCGUAGGAGCAGCAUCGGCUCUCUGCCCAGCCGGCUCUCGGUCGCCUCGUUUCCGGCUGCGUCUGUCGACCUGCACGGUAACGCCCUGGUCCCGCCAGCCGGCAGUACACCAGCCCAUCUCUGCACCUGCUGUCCCAAACGGCCGCAGCGCUUCGACACCGCCGAGGAGCUGCGGCUGCACCAGACCAAGAAGCCGCACAUCUGCGCCUUCUGCGGCCGCCGCUUCAGCCGCAUGAACGAGGCCGAGCGCCACAUCACCACCAUCCACCUGCGCCCCUUCUCCUGGUCGUGCGGCCGUUUGCGCAAGCCGCUGCGUGCAUAUCAAUGCGUCACUGACGGAAACGCCGCCUUUGACGUCUGCGGCUUCUGUGGCCGUCAGUUCCAGCGUCCGGCCGGCCCAGAAGUCGACGGCCAUAGCCAGGAUGGCCAGGAUGGUCAGGAGGGGGACAACCAAAACAUCCAGAGCACCCAGAACAAUGAACGGCUCACUGCUCACAUCGAGCAGGACCACAAGCUGCACGAGUGCAAGGCCAGGGGCAAGAAGUUCUUUCGCGAGGACAUGUUUGGACAGCACCUGAAGCUGUCGCAUGCAGCUGAACCGGGCAUCUGGCUCAAGUAUCUGGAAAACGUCUGCAAGGCCGACGAGAAGGAGAAGCCGGCCGAGGAAGGCUGA